CUUCCGACGGCACCUGAACGCAGCGUCAUUCAGAAAACAUGGCGCCGACCAAGAAGCGCAACGUGAGUGCGGAUAAAACCUCAGCAGACAGCGGUAAAAAGGCCAAAAUUGACUUCGACAGCAAAGUCGAGGGGAUUAUUGAGAGCAGGAAACACGCCAACGAUGUUUUUGACAUCCUCGAGUGUCUCCAGUCAGACAGAGAGAAAGAAGUGGUGGCCGCCGUCAGUGCCUGCAGUAAACUCUUCUGCUGCCUCCUGGAGAAAAGAGCCAUGUUUGUGGGGAAACUGCCCCAAGAAGAGGACGUGUUGACCGGGAGCCACAGCGCUGAUGAGAAGUACGGCAUGUUCAUGCGUCACCGUUACAGCAGCUGUGUGGAGAUGCUGCUGGAGCUCCUCAGCCACGAGUCUCACCAGGUCAAGGAGGCCGCCCUGUGCUGCCUGAUGAAGUUUGCUGCUGGGGAAGGACAGCGCCCCCUGGAGGACCUGGACUGGAGCGAACACUACAGCUUCCCAAGGGAACUCAUUCAGGCGGUGGUGGACAGGCUGCUGUGUAAAAGCACAGACACCUCCCUGCUGAUCUCCAGGUUCCAGGAGUUCCUCGAGAUGGAGGACGUUCGCUUUUACGUCAUGAGCGCCGUCCGGGAAAACCUGGGCAAGGUCAUGGACAGAAGCAGAGGGGCGGUGCUGCCCGUGUACCAGAACAACGUGUUCGCCCUUCUGUCCAACAUCAACAUGCCAAGCAAGGAGGCGGAGCUCACCAACUUUCUGGUCAAACAGGAAGCCAAGCAGGAGGACUGGAAAGCAGCCAAACUGAAUGAACAUAAACGCGCCUUUGAGAGGAUGUGGCUUGGCUUUCUCAAGUACAAGCUGCCAAGCAACAUGUACAAAAAGGUGCUGGUGAUCCUCCAUGACUCCAUCUUGCCCCACAUGAGCAAACCGACACUGAUGAUUGACUUCCUGACCGCUGCGUAUGAAGUUGGUGGAGCGAUCAGCCUGCUGGCCCUGAACGGCCUGUUUGUCCUCAUCCAUCAGCACAACCUAGAUUAUCCUGACUUCUACAAGAAGCUGUACAACCUGCUGGAGCCGUCGGUUUUCCACGUGAAGUACAGAGCGCGCUUCUUCCACUUAGCCAACCUCUUCCUCAGCUCCAGUCACCUACCUGUGUACCUGGUGGCCGCGUUUGCCAAGCGACUGGCCCGUUUGGCUCUCACAGCGCCCCCUGCGCCUCUCCUCAUGCUGCUGCCCUUCAUCUACAACCUGAUCCGCCGCCACCCGUCCAGCCGAGUCCUCAUCCACCGGCCCAGCACAGGGGACGAGGCUGUUGAAGACCCCUAUCUAAUGGACGAAGAGGAUCCUGCUCAGUGCCGUGCCCUGGAGAGCAGCCUGUGGGAAAUUAAGACCCUGCAGAAGCAUUUCCACCCCGACGUGGCGAAAGCUGCCAUGUUGAUCAGCGCUCCUCUGUCGGAGCAGGAGGACGACAUCAGCGAGCUGCUGGAGAUCACGACGUACGAGCUGAUGGAGCGAGACCUGAAAGAGACUCAGACCAAAAGCGUUCCACUGGAGUUUGAACUGGCCACCCAGUUACUGCAGGGAGGAGGACGAGUGCUGGGCCAACACUUCUGUCUGGACUAGACCCACACACACUCCUCUGGGACCAGCUACUGUUGUGCAACCCAAUGCAGAUCCUACAUACCUUUAACAAGAAAGGACCGUAUAAAUGUCCCAUUGAGACCAAGACAAAGUAAAACUGUCAUAUAUUUGAUGUGAAAUUAACUCUUUUCUCCUUUUUGCUUUUGAUUUGUAUACAAUAUUUCACAUCAAUAAACCCUUGUACAAAACUGA
Myripristis murdjan (pinecone soldierfish) is the source of this 1841-nucleotide messenger RNA. It is a transcript of the gene noc4l, whose product is annotated as nucleolar complex associated 4 homolog. Gene Ontology annotation, biological process: ribosome biogenesis. The record is from RefSeq and is a predicted model, not a curated record. The transcript has 15 exons. Bases 39 to 1631 code for a protein of 530 amino acids. Gene Ontology annotation, cellular component: Noc4p-Nop14p complex; nucleolus; small-subunit processome. Lineage: Eukaryota; Metazoa; Chordata; Actinopteri; Holocentriformes; Holocentridae.